This is a messenger RNA of Heterocephalus glaber (naked mole-rat), 969 nucleotides long. RefSeq names its product membrane-spanning 4-domains subfamily A member 12. Gene Ontology annotation, biological process: cell surface receptor signaling pathway. Gene Ontology annotation, cellular component: plasma membrane. The record is from RefSeq and is a predicted model, not a curated record. NCBI's taxonomy places the organism in Eukaryota, Metazoa, Chordata, Mammalia, Rodentia, Bathyergidae.
AUGUCAUCCUACCCAACGACCUACCCAUGCCACGAAAUGCCCAAUCCUUACCCACCAAGCAGUUCCCUGGCUUCUGAGCCUCAGCAACCUGUGGGAUUCAUACACACAGGACAGGGUGCUCAACUCUCCUUCGUAGCCUCUCCAGCAGUCUUUCCUAGCAGUCAGCUGGGCCAAGGAAAUGUGCAACUUACAAAUCCAAGAGCAAGCACAGCAGCAACAAACCCCAAAGGAGCCAUCAAGAUACUCGGGGGGAUCCAGAUUGUGAUCGGAAUCAUGCUCCCCGGAUUUGGCAUUAUCCUGGCUCUACUGAGUUACACGCUGGACCACGCCUGGGGCUUCUACUCCAUCUCCUUUGUCGCUGGCUACCCCUUCUGGGGUGGGCUCUGUUUCAUUAUUUCUGGCGCUCUCUCCAUAUCAGCGUUCGAGGAAUUUUCCCCAUGUCUGCUCAAGGGCAGCCUGGGAAUGAACAUCGUUAGCUGCAUCUUUUCCAUCACUGGCGCGACUCUGCUGCUGGUGGAUGUGGGCAUCAAGGCUCACGAUUGGCAGGUCUACUGGGCCCUGGUUUCUGGAAAAGGAAUUUCAGCCAUGCUGGCUCUCUUCUCUCUCUUGGAGUUCUGCAUAGCAUGUGCCACUGCCCAUUUUGCCACCAAAGCCAUCAGUAGCCCCAAAACAUCUGUUCUGGUUGUUCCAAACGUGUAUGUAACCAACCCUAUGAUGCAAGAGUCCACCCCAGCUCCUCCUAGAAGUGACAGCCAACCACCUUAUGCCUCUGGAUAUUAAAGGGAAAAGGGGGCUUCAGUCACAUAGCACGCAGUAGAACUACUUCUCAGAAACUUCUCAACUUCUCCUAUUGUCCUCGGUGACUGUAAACCCUUAGAUGUGUCUGAAAUUGUUCUCAGGCUCAGCACUAAUGACGACAAUAUCUUCCAAUCACUGUCCCUCCACACUCACCAUGACUGCUCACUGGAA